AAACGACACUCUUUCUAACAAAGAAAAUGUUACAUAGCCGCCGUUGUCUGGUCGACGAAGAACAGUAUCUGUGCUUACCGUCGCUUUAAAUCUUUCAACUGUCUGUAGGGCAUUCUAUUCUUCUCUCACAAUGGCCACUGGAGCUAGCAGAAAAAUUUAUGCCGCAUCAGCUCGUUCUCACGCCAGGAGAGCCAGCAAAUCCUCCUCUUUUCACCUUCCUUCAGGGAUACUUAGAACAACAUUAGCAGUGUUGUUUAUUGGGUUUCUAGCAUGGGCUUAUCAAGUAAUCCAACCUCCUCCUCCCAACACAUGUGGAUCUCCUGGUGGACCAUCUAUAACCGCGCCAAGAAUCAAACUAAGAGAUGGAAGGCAUUUAGCAUACAAAGAGCACGGUGUUCCUAAACAUGAAACAUGGAUACUUAGAACAACAUUAGCAGUGUUGUUUAUUGGGUUUCUAGCAUGGGCUUAUCAAGUAAUCCAACCUCCUCCUCCCAACACAUGUGGAUCUCCUGGUGGACCACCUAUAACCGCGCCAAGAAUCAAACUAAGAGAUGGAAGGCAUUUAGCAUACAAAGAGCACGGUGUUCCUAAACACGAAGCAAAGUAUAAAAUCAUCUCUGUUCAUGGUCUUUCCAGUUGCAGGCAUGAUGCAGUGGUUGCCGACACCCUAUCACCUGAUGUUGUUAAGGACUUGGGGAUCUACAUUGUAUCUUUUGAUAGACCUGGUUAUGGAGAGAGCGAUCCCGAUCCAAAUCGUACGUUAAAGAGCAUUGCUUUGGAUGUAGAAGAGCUUGCUGAUCAGCUGGGGUUAGGGUCUAAAUUUUACGUGGUCGGUGUUUCCAUGGGCGGACAAGUUGUUUGGAACUGUCUUAAGCACAUACCUCAUAGGCUAGCAGGUGCAGCGCUCUUAGCGCCGGUCAUUAAUUUCUGGUGGCCUGAUCUUCCUGCAAACUUAACUUCCGAAGCCUAUAGCCAAUAUAAAUUACGUGACCAAUGGGCUAUUCGUGUUGCACACUACACGCCAUGGCUAACGUACUGGUGGAACACUCAAAAAUGGUUCCCGAGUUGUAGUGCACUUUCUCGUAGUCCAGAUAUCUUUUCAAAACAAGACAAAGAGCUUAUAACUAAGUUGUUGGAUGAUAAAGAUAGUUAUCUGGCACAGGUAAGACAGCAAGGCGAAUAUGAAAGCGUCCACCGUGACAUAAACAUUGGAUUCAGUAGCUGGGAAUAUACUCCUUUAGACAUUCAAAAUCCAUUUCCAAACAACGAAGGUUCCGUUCAUCUCUGGCAAGGAGACGAGGAUCUUUUGGUUCAUGUUACGCUACAACGUUACAUUGUUCAAAACCUUCCAUGGAUUCACUACCACGAACUUCCAGGUUCUGGCCACCUCUUCCCUCACGCUGAUGGAGUGAGUGAGACUAUCAUUAAGUCGCUUUUAGGCGUGAAGUAGGCUUCGGCAUAUUUAUCUCCGUUUCGGAUAAUUGAAACGGAAGAUCACACACAAUACAUUUAUAUAUGCAGGAUUUUCUUUCGAUUUUUAGUUUAACAGAAGGUGUGAUGUUUUGUUUUUAAUAAGCUGUAUUUGGUGAUAGCUUAUAACUAUUACAUACAUGAAUGCAUUUGGUGACUACAUAGUUUGAAUUUCCAAA
This is a messenger RNA of Lathyrus oleraceus (garden pea), 1649 nucleotides long. RefSeq lists its product as uncharacterized. Lineage: Eukaryota; Viridiplantae; Streptophyta; Magnoliopsida; Fabales; Fabaceae. Bases 131 to 1450 code for a protein of 439 amino acids. The record is from RefSeq and is a predicted model, not a curated record. The transcript is spliced from 6 exons.